GGGUUGCCGUAGAAUCUGGGCGUUCCUAAAGUUUACGGAAGUUUUUCAAUGUCCACUUUGACAGCCGACUAGGCAACCGAGAAUCUGCCACUCUGGGGUUUAUUUCGUUAUGUUCAAGUCUUAACGGUCAAUCUACUACUAAUGGUCAAUCAUGGAUCUAACGUCGGAGCCAGUGAAAAGAUUACUUUCCAAGUACAAAUUUCGGGAUUCUGCAAUCGAGGAGCUUCAGAAAGUGCAUCGCAUUCACCCUGACAUGCAGAUAAAUGUGGGCUCUUUCACAUCCGCCGACAGAUUGCAAAAAGACCUGCUGAAAGUAAUUGGUAAUGUCCCGGUUAAAUAUCAAGGCAAGACCUACAACCUGCCCAUCCUGAUGUGGUUGCUGGAGUCGUUUCCUUUCACCCCUCCGGUGUGUCUGCUGAGACCCACUGCUAACAUGGUGGUCCGAGAGGGGAAGCAUGUGGACGCACGGGGUCGGAUACACCUGCCAUCGCUACACAGCUGGGACCAUCCCAAGACGUCUGUGAAUGGGCUCCUGGCAGAGAUGAUCGCCAAGUUUGAGGAGGAACCCCCACUGAGCACCAAGCCUUCAGGAGAGGCAGAGGACCCCAAUGACCUACUGGCCUUUGUCUCCAAGCUCAAGAUGCAUGAAGCAGUGGGGAGCAGAUUUGACACGCUCAAUAAAGUCACCGUAGUUGGCAGUGGAGACUUGGGCAUGGCUACAGUGAUGAGCAUUUUGGCAAAGGGAGGUGUGGACAAACUGGUUUUGAUUGACAUUCCAGGGUGCUCGACAAAAAGCGGGACAAUGGAUUUAGAAAUCUUCAGCUUGCCCAAAGUGGAAGUUUCUAAAGACCUGUCGGCCUCUGCUGGCUCCCGGGUGGUGGUGAUGACUGCUACCGCCUGGAGUAACGAGCAGUCCUACGUGGGUGUGGUCCAGACUAACGUGGACAUGUACAGAGGCAUCAUCCCAGGCCUGGCCCGCUUCAGCCCCAAUGCAGUGCUCCUCAUCGCCUCCCAGCCAGUGGACGUCAUGACUCAUGUGGCGUGGAGGCAGAGUGGACUUCCCCCGACCCACGUGAUUGGCUGCGGCUGCAACCUGGAGUCUGAGCGGCUGGCCCACAUCCUAAACAUCUCCCUGGUGGCCAACAGCACCGGCAAGAAGCCCUGGGUCAUCGGGGAGAUGUCCGACAACAAGGUGGCUGUGUGGAGUAGCGUGAGCCCUGGCAUUGCCACUCACCCGGAGCUCAGUGCCGUCUCCAACUCCACCAGGCCUCUGAUUGACAGAGGGUUCGAGCUGCUGAAGGGGAAAGGUCAGAGGUCAUGGUCAGUGGCGCUCUCCAUCGCUGACAUCACACACAGCAUCAUCACCGACCAGAGGAAGACGCAUUCAGUCACCACUCUCGCUCAGGGCUGGGGUGGCAUCAGCUCUUCCGUGUUCCUGAGUCUGCCGUGUGUGCUGGGGGCGCUGGGCUCCACGCGGCUGGCCGGCAUCUCCCUCGUUCAGGAGGACGACGCCAAGCUGAAGGACAGCGUCUCUUCCCAGGACACACUCAUGGCACAGCUCAGGCUCUAGACAACACACACACACACUCACACUCACACACACACACUCACUCACUCACACUCACACUCUCUCACACACACACACACACACACACACACACACACACACACACACACACACACACACAGCGUCUCCUCCUAGGACACACUCACUCACACUCACACACAGCUCAGGCGCUAGACACACUGACCCCUCCAGACAAACACAUACACUCACAUCUAGAUGUCUCGCAUGCAUGCAUGCACUCACACUCCUGUGCCCCAACCUUUCUCUCCUAUGCUACCGCCUCUGCACUAACACACACACACACGCACACAGACACUCACCUCAACCCCAUUCAACACAAACGCCACCAACUCCACAAAACACUCCCUUUGCUUCUGCACUACCCCUCUCCCCAACUCCUACACAACAUUCCCCCGCCCCCUACCCACACCCUCCCCCAUACAUCGAGUCCUCAGCACCCCCAAACUUGACACCCAGACCAUCUCCGUCCUGUUCUCCCCAAUGAUGCCCCCGAAGUGAGGUCGGUGCACCAGCCAGGCACGUCUCUGAUGCAGGAGGGGGAUGGAUGGGACAAUUUAUAUGGUACUUCCUCACCCCCUUCUGAUCGAUCACCUGGUGGUGCAACUGGGGCUCUCAGGUGCUAAUGUUUAGGCUUCUUGUGUACUUGAUCUUCACAUAUUAUGAACAGAGAAACACCAAAGAUACAGCUUAUGUGCGCUGUCAAGGUAGUGGUCUAUGUGUAGGCCUACUGCGGCGGUUUCCUUUGUGCCUCAAUCAUGUUUACGUGCAAAGCACUACCAAUCAUGGCAGGGGGCUAUUCCAGAAACCAGGGUUAAGGCCUAUUCAUACCCCUACGUGUAAAGACUGUUAUGGAUAAGUACACUAUGGGAUGUUUCACACGGUCUAACUGCUGAUUUCACACAUUUUUUGACGUGCAAUAGAGAAGCUUAAUUCAUGUAUGGUACGUUACAGAUAUAAAACAAUUGGAAUAAACCUGCCACACAUCAGACAGACAGAUAUAUUAAUGUGUUGCCGAUAAGAAGGUAUGAACAGAAAUGCGCUCUUAUGACCAAACGCAGGGCAUGAAUGGGCCUUUAGUCUAACUCUGAGCAAGUCGAAACUCUUGUAAUAGAACAGAAAUGUGGAUGUGUUUUUUAUUGAAGCAUAAGUCUACAAGUCUCUUCUAUUAGGAUGUUUACAAAUCAGUAGCUGGUUUAGUAAGUAAAGCACCUUUUUGGAAUAUGCCCUCUACUCCAAAAAACUGCUUAUUUAUAUGCUAAGCCAAUCACGUCUUGCCUUUCAAAUGCUCAGGAUGCGAGCUUGGAUUUAAAAGGUAUGAUGCACUUUAAGCCUAACACGCGUGCAUGUGUGACAUGCCCUGUGCUGUACAACUCACUCCAAAGACAAAUCGUCUAUUUUGAAAUGUUUCUGAAUGGUAUUUUGCUAUCAUGCUUGUAUGUAUAUUUGUGAGACUUCAUAUUAAGUUACUAAUAGUGCAAUCAUUGUCUGCAGUUAUUGGACAACAUUAGCAGGUGUUUUAAUUUAAGACUUUAAGAGACUGCGCUUGCA
This is a messenger RNA of Engraulis encrasicolus (European anchovy), 3136 nucleotides long. It is a transcript of the gene uevld, whose product is annotated as UEV and lactate/malate dehyrogenase domains. NCBI's taxonomy places the organism in Eukaryota, Metazoa, Chordata, Actinopteri, Clupeiformes, Engraulidae. The record is from RefSeq and is a predicted model, not a curated record. Gene Ontology annotation, biological process: protein transport; protein modification process; lactate metabolic process. Gene Ontology annotation, molecular function: L-lactate dehydrogenase (NAD+) activity. Bases 152 to 1570 code for a protein of 472 amino acids. The transcript has 12 exons.